UUGCGCAUUUUGGAGGCACUAAUGACUCUGACGUAUUCUGUUCAUGGAAGAACAACACGCACUUCCUUGUCAAGUCGAGGCCGAUCUCUUUGGUCGAGACAAAAGUAUGGACGACAAAAAGUCUAAGAUAUUGAAUUUGCAUUUGCAUUACGAAGAGGGACCCCAAAAUACUAAGAAAGACAUCAAAAUCAAAACAGAGUUUUCUCGAAGAUGGGAAGAUAUUGUGCAAGGCUUCAAGAACACACUCAAUAUAUCAAGUGAUGAGCUGUGGGCAUUCCAAUAUUUUGAUGAUGAAGGAAACUGUGUUAUGGGCAAAAGUGAAUAUGAGUGGAGAGCUGCAUUAGAGAUGGCAGAUGUUGAUGCGAAACCCGGCAGAAGCAUACAUGUGGAAGCCAUUCCUUUAGGGGAGGUGAAGUGGAACAAUGAAUGUGGAGGCUCUGCAAAAUCUGAGGCUGUAGCUGGUAAAUGUUGCCCUGCAAAAGAGAGCUUGUGCUGCAAAGAGAAGGGUGAAGGCUUGGAUUGUCAGUUUCCUUGCAAAAGGCCAAUCCAAGAGCUGAAUUUUGACUUGAAUCGAGAGGCUCCAACCAGGAUACAAAAUAAGACUCAAAGUGAAUAUAAAUACACCGGAGAGGCGUUGCGAGCUGUUGCUUUGCCACUUGGACCAAUAGGGCAGGGAAGCAUUUCCAUUGCUGGCGACGGUGGCUUAAGACAGUGGCAGAUCAAUAACAAAAUAUCCCAUGAUGCUCACGUUCCAGAUUCUUUUUUUGCUAUAAGGGUGGAUACAAAUGGUACAUCCAAGUCGAUUGUGUUGCAAUCAUCAGCAUUAUACGACGAUUCAAAGUUCCAGCCAGCGCCGUACAUAAGUGAUCACUAUGUUCCUCCAGCAUCGAAACAGCUGUUAACCGACCUUCCUGGUGUCAAAACUAUCGAAGUUACAGCAAAGUUUCCAGUUGUUCAUGUGGACUACACAAGUGAUGAAGUGCCUCUCAAAGUUGAAAUGGAUGCAUGGAGCCCAAAAAUUCCUCUAGAUGCCAAAAACAGCGGCAUUCCGGUGAUCGUAUUUAAUUUCACGGUCACAAACAAAACGGGACAUGAUGCCACGGUGUCGCUGCUGGGAACAUUACAGAACAUUGCUGGAUGGAACUGUUACGACAAUAUUACAAAUGAAGUCGAUGCCAAUGGAUAUGGGGGAAACGUAAACUCGCUCUACACUACCAAGUCUUUGUUUGGAAUUGAUAUGAGCAACCCGUCUUUGGCUUCAAAUCAUGCGUUCAACGGCCAUGUUGCUUGCGCAUUCCUGAAGCAAGACAGUGACAAAUUGAGUACGAUGCUGCAGUUCAACUCAGCUAAAGAUUUGUGGAAGUAUUUCACUGGGGAUGGCCUGCCAGGCCAAGGCUUCGCUGGUCCAUCCAAGACUGGGAGCACUUGGAAUGGAGCCAUUGCUUGUGAAAGAACGGUUAAAUCAGGGACAUCUACGGUAUUUACCUACAUGCUGGCUUGGCAUUUUCCGAACAGAUAUAGAGACUGGAAACUAUAUACAAGCAUACCGAACACACCCCUGUAUGUUGGAAAUAAGUAUAACAAAUUCUGGACAAGCGUGGCACAGGUUCUUGAUUACACGGCACAGAACUUCUCCAACCUUCAAAUGUACACUGUGCGAUUCAGAGAUGCAAUGUUCAACACUACAACGGCUUGGCAGAUUAUCGACAGUGCUGCCAACAGAAUUGGUCUUCUUAACUCUCCUACUUGCUUUUGGGCUGAAGAUGGCUACUUUUAUGCUUUUGAGGGAUGCAGCAAAGGUGGAGGUUGCUGUCCUCUCAAUUGCACCCAUGUUUGGAAUUAUGAACAGUGUCUUGCUAGGUUGUAUCCUGAACUCGAAAGAUCAAUGCGAGAGAUAGAUCUGUUCCACCAGAUCAACCCAUACGGGGUGAUUCCCAGUCGUACCUCAUGUCCUUUGGAACUGCAAAGGGUAUGGCAACUUUGGGAUAAUUACACGACUAACCAAAACGACACCAACAUUUGCGUCGAUGGCGAGAUUGGAACUGUUCUGAAGGCCUAUAGAGAGGUAAAAAUCGGUGCACCAAAGAAAUGGUUUGAUAGUAUUUGGGGGCCUGUGAAAAAGAUAAUGAGCCGUUGGAUGAAUGAAUUGGAUAGCAAAGGAGAUGGCCUAAUCACAGUUGCCCAGCCAAAUACCUACGACACCUCAACAUAUGGUGUAACUACAUUCAUCGGUGCAUACUAUCUUUGUGCAUUAAGAGCAACAGAAGAAAUGGCAAAGCUUCAGGGGGAUGCUGCUUUACAGAAGCUUUGCAGAGACAGAUUUGAGAUUGGAUCUAAAAAUCUUGAUAAGGAAUGUUUUGUAAAUGGCAAAUGGUACACACAGUGUGUAGAUCCCGCUCAUGAGGUGGAGCUGUUAUCAGACUCCUCUUUUAUGGACGCUCUUGUCGGUCAAUGGUGGGCCCAUUCGCUCGGGCUUGGCUAUUUGCUUCCAGCCGAACAUAUCAAAUCAAACUUACAGUACGCUGCGGCGCGCAACUUCGUCAAAAGUUUUGAUCCUGCCAAACAAUACCCAAGGAAAUUUGCAGAUCAACGUGACAGUGGCUAUUUCCUUGCUUUUUGGGAUGAAGGACCACCAAAGAACCAACUUCUUUACUCCAGUGAGUUUUGCUGGAGUGGUGUAUUGCAUGCAUUUGUUGGGCUGUGUUUCUAUGAAGGAUUGGAUACUAUUGGAAUCAAUGCUCUGACGUCAUUGCGACAAUGCUAUGAUGGGACACGUCGCAGCCCAUGGAACGAAAUUGAAUGUGGUGAUUACUAUGCUAGAGCAAUGGCUGCUUACCUCUACUUUGAAAUUGCAACAGGCCAGGAAUGGGAAUAUGUUACUGAAACAGCUGUAAAUGUGAAGUUUGCACCAAGGAUUACCCCCGAGGCAUUCAAAGGCUUCUUCAUUCUUGGCGCAGCUUGGGGCCAAUAUUCCCAGAUCAUGGAUUCCUCCAGAAAGAGCGGUGUUGCUAAGAUUCAAGUUCAGUAUGGAAGCCUUGAGUUAUCUGAGCUGCGACUGAAUUCUUCAACAACAUCGUGUCUGAUGACGCUUGAUGAAAAGGUUGUGUCAGAUUUCAAGAUCAUUUCAAAGGCAAAGGACGAAGUUUCUUUGCAGUUUCCAAAAACCCUUGCAAUUCAUGAUGGACAAUCACUCACAAUCAAUUUCCUUGGCUAAGGAUUUGGUUUGUUUACGAUUAUCAUAGAAUUGGAAAUAAUGAAACAUAACACAUUUAUCACUUUUAUAAGUUAAAUUAAAUUUUUGUCGCGGUAAUUUUUGACUUCAUAAUGUGUGAUUAAGUAGUAAGUCAUAAAUAUCUGUGGUAAGGCGUGGCUAAAAAAGUAACGUUUUUGCAAGGAAAAAGCUCUCACUGGCAAAAAGAGUAUGAAUGAUUUUCAGGUGAUAAGACCUUAAGCACUCGUAAAUAAUCUGCAAUUUUAAGCUGUUGCUGAAAGUUGCGUGUCAGCUGUUUGUUAACAAGGCAACGAUAGGAGAGCAGUAUAACUCACUUAAGGUUUUGUCAUCGCAACAGAGAUCUGAGCUUCCUAACCUUUUAUUGGCUGAGCAAAGAAUAUACAUACGGUCUUUAGCCAACAUGUCAAGCAAUUAGAUUUUACUGAAAUAUCGAAUCGCUUCUAAACGUGCAGAAAUUUAAUUAGUGCAACCAUCACAUUUGUUGACGAGUAUGAACAGGAAUUGAUUCGUUCUGAACAUGCAUAAAACGAUGGCGAGGCUGUUACUCCGAAUUUGUCAUCCUCCCACCUAGUCUAUGUCAUGUGCUGAAGAAGCUGACUCAAAGUUAUCCUUCUUGAAUACAAUUUAAAGAAAGAGUAUUUAGGAGAAAUGUUAUCUAGUGAGUGUAAACAGAAUCUUUUGUUAAAUAUUUUGUAAACAAUCACCUACCGUUGAGUUCUAGAUUUAUUAAAAUAUAUGUUAAAUCAAAUUUUGGAAUCAAUUAUUUGCAUUUAUCACAACCAUUGAUGGGGCGUUUC
Molecule: messenger RNA, 4029 nt
Organism: Rhopilema esculentum
Lineage: Eukaryota; Metazoa; Cnidaria; Scyphozoa; Rhizostomeae; Rhizostomatidae
Biological process (GO): carbohydrate metabolic process
Molecular function (GO): beta-glucosidase activity
Source: RefSeq, a predicted model, not a curated record